GAUAAGAAAAUCACUCGAACUAUUAUAGCUUCGCGGGAAUUUCAGUAAUUUUAGUCUCUUACCAUUAUUCAUCGCCGACAGUUGGCUGUCUCGUUCCUUAAAUAACUUUUAAUCUUAACAGAAAAAAUCCCUCGAACGAUUUGCGUGGUUUCGAACGUCAUAAAAUGGGAUAAUCUUUAAUCGGCACACUCUUGUCGAUGGAAAUGAAAGUGACAGCCGCAAAAGUGAAAAGUUGUUCUCUGUGUAUGGAACCAUAAAUGCCACCGUUUUUAUCAGAGUCAAUAAGUUUUUGUGUCCUGUUAGUUAAGAGGAUCUUGUGAAUCAAUGAUAUCGAAUCCAGCAUGGCGGCCAUAAGUUUUUGCAAUAGGAAAUAUGUCCGUCUGUGGCCAGUGCUCAUACUGCUCAGUGUGGCACUUUUGCUGGUUUGGAGGAACCUGCAGCAGGCUCAGAAACUGGCCGCAUCUUCUAGAACCGGUGGGCACAAAUCAGUAGGACUUUUGCUGUCCAACGACUCGAAACCCGCAAGCCUUUCUGCAAACUUCCAUCUCGCCCAUGAUCAGCAUCCUAAAUUCAUACGGCGAGAGGAUUCCGCACGCACCAAGGAACUGCGAUCAUUGCUCAAGUGCCGCGACCGAUCGCUCCGUUUCCAAAGGCUUCAGCACGGAGAGUUCUGGCUGCUCCAGAAUCUUGUCAUGGGACGGAGGAGUCGGGAAGUCGGCUGUGCCGAGUCCGUGACGUACACCACCAACGGGGACUUUACGUUCUUCGAUAAUCUGGAAAUGGUGGUCUCACGUUGGCGUGCUCCAGUUAGUUUUGCGAUCCACACUCCGGGUUUUGAUCUUAACACCACUCUGGAUGCCAUUCGGUAUGUGCGAAACUGUUUGCCGGAGAGCGAUAGCAUCAAGGACUGGGUCUCCUUCCACGUGUACUUCCCAAAUCAGCACAUGCCUGACUACGUACCAUAUGACGAGGCCGAGGUCCUGUCGUAUCCGCACAUGUGCACCCUGGCCAAUGGAUCGCUGGUAUCGCCGCCCUACACACGAAUCCCAACCACGGAAAGCUAUAAGUCAAGGGCCAACCUCACGUACCCCAUCAAUGUGGGCAGGAAUAUAGCCAGGCUGGCGGCCAACACCCACUUCAUCUUCGCCUGCGACAUCGAGCUGUAUCCCAGUGUGGGCUUCGUCGACCAAUUCCUGGACAUGGUGGCCAGAAACCACAGUGUCCUUGCGCUGGAUCCGCGGCAGCGCAGAAGGGUGUAUCCUCUGCCCGUUUUCGAGAUCGAAACGGGUGUCCAAGUGCCGGCGGAUAAGGAUGAAUUGUUGACCCUCUAUCGGAAGCAGCAGGCACAGGUGUUCCAUCUGAAGCUUUGCCCCACAUGCCACACGAUUCCUGGCCAAGAAGAGUGGCUCAAUCGCAGCUCCCGAGCCGAUGACCAGCUGCACGUGUUCAGCAAGGCGUUGCGGAAAUGGAAGUUCCGAGCCUGGGAGCCCUUCUACGUAAGCGAUAACACGGAGCCACUGUUCGACGAACGCGUCACGUGGGAGGGUCAGUCGAACAAGCGCAUACAGGUGAGUUACUACUGUAGUCAAGUUUCCGUUUCACAGUGCAACAUUUUAUUGCAGAACUACGCUAUGUGCCUUUUGGACUACGAAUACCAUGUCUUGAGCCCUGCGUUUCUAGUGCACAGUCCUGGCAUCAAGCAAUCCAGCAAUGGUGACUCCACUCGUCUUCAAUACGCGAAAGAAAUGAGCAAAUUCAUUAAGAAUAAAAUCGAACCCGAAUAUCGUGUGCUCUUCGGAGAGAACUCAGCCUGCAAGACGUGACAUUACCUUGAUAAUGUAACCAAUAAUGUAACUAAUGAAUUUAUGACCCAUCUAAGUUAUGUCUUUAUAGGGAAAAGAGUCUAUAUAAAUAUGGUAUUACACUAUUUUAUUGAAAUACUAUGUAAGUACAUAUAUUUUGAACUUAAUGCUCACUGCUGGCUAUUCAUCAAUGUGAAAAUAUAUUAA
Molecule: messenger RNA, 2009 nt
Organism: Drosophila simulans
Lineage: Eukaryota; Metazoa; Arthropoda; Insecta; Diptera; Drosophilidae
Product: beta-1,4-glucuronyltransferase 1
Exons: 3
Coding region: 342-1823 (493 amino acids)
Source: RefSeq, a predicted model, not a curated record